Aphanomyces astaci is the source of this 1715-nucleotide messenger RNA. RefSeq lists its product as hypothetical. Gene Ontology annotation, cellular component: lytic vacuole; endosome. Lineage: Eukaryota; Oomycota; Saprolegniomycetes; Saprolegniales; Verrucalvaceae. The record is from RefSeq and is a predicted model, not a curated record. Gene Ontology annotation, biological process: SNARE complex assembly. Bases 24 to 1637 code for a protein of 537 amino acids. The transcript has 8 exons. Gene Ontology annotation, molecular function: SNARE binding.
CGAUUCUACACUCACACCUGAUCAUGAUGCAGAGCGGACACCGCGGCCUGACGCGGUCCCAGCUCAAGACGGUGGCACUCCGCCACGCGACGCUGGGAGGUGGUUUCUCUAACGGUCACUCAAGUGUGGUCUCCAUGAACCCCUCGGCGGAUAUCGCGCUGCCGGACUUGUUCUUCCGGCUCAUGUGUCACGACUGUGAGCUGUACAAGAGCGAAGUCGCCACCAAGACGUUGAAUCCUGUGUGGGCGACUGUGGACCUGCACUCGGACGAUCCAUCGCAGCAGCACGCGUCAAGGUACUUGGCGGAGGACGACAUGGGCUUUGACGUGGUCGUGUAUCGCUUGAUCAACGCCGCUUCGUCGAGCCACAGUUCUUUCUUCCAUCCGCUCGUUGGCGCGAACGACCACAUCACGGUCGAUGAAGGCAUCGACGAAGAGGAUGAAGAGGACGAAUACGAAGACACGUACGACUUGGACCUCGUCCACCCGCAGCAUCCCGUGUCGGAGGAGGACAUGCGAGACAAUGACGACGACAGCGGCGCGGACGACGACGAAGAGUCGUUCUUUGAGGAAGAAGUGUUCCGGUUCCACAUCGACCUGGACGAACUGGAGCCGCUGCAGUGCGACUUUCGCGAGCUGUUUUACUUGCCUCUGAAUACCCUCGUGCUCGAGUUUGCAUCGACGUACUACGUGAGACGGGACGUGAUGAGCAUGCUGGUUCAGAAUGACGUGAUCAAGGCCCGUCGCGUGCCAAGAGGGGAUUUUCCCGCUUUGCUAUCGACGCAACCUCUGCAGUCCGAGUUCCACAUGGCCACUGCCGCCGAUCUCGUGGACUCGACCAUCAACCUGCAUCGUCAGAUCCGACUCGCGCGGGCGGAUGUCGCUGCAAAGCGGCAAUUGGUCGAAGAGCAACUGGCCCUGGAGGCGGCUGCCGAUGCCAAGGAGAAUGCCCGACUCGAAGUACAAGCUCGGAUAUUCGCAUUACGAAAGCAAGCGUUACAAAAGCAACAAACGUUGGACCAAGUAAAAUCGGUGCUCAAGGUAGAAAAGCACAUGCUGUCUGCCGACCAGCGGUUGCCGCGGACGUUGGCGCAGCUGUCCCAUCUGGACGCCAAGCAAGCCGAGAUGAACACUGGCAUUCUCUACCGACGCAUGGACGUCCUGCGGGUCGCGCACAGCAUCCGCGCGUUGCAGGCGACGUUGGUCGUACAAUUGUAUGACAUUUACCCCAUUGCGUACCUCGGGGCGGGCGAGUAUUCCAUCGGGGGCAUCAAAUUUAGCAAUGCCGAUGCUACCAACGGAAAAGACGAAGAGUUGUUGUCUACAGCGCUGGGGUACAUUGCGCACUUUGUAUUUUUGGUGGCCAAGUACUUGAAUGUGAACCUCCGAUAUGCGAUCGUCCAUUUAUCAUCGCGGUCGUAUAUGCGGGACGAUGUGAAUGAUCCUCACGGAGAGUACCCUCUGUAUAAACGAGGCGUGGACAAGGACCGGUUCGACAAGGCGUUUUUGUUUCUGCGCAAAGAUGUCGAGCAGAUGCUGCUGGCGCGCGGACUCGAGUUGGGGCAAAAUACGCAGCUGCUCAUGCGGCUAACGACGCUCGUCGAGUCGGAACUCGAGUGGGUCAAGCACAACGCUUAGUAUAUAGUCGACGAGUACCGAUAGUUGAACCAGAAUAUACUAAUCGAGGUACUAACCGAAGCAACGUAUAUUCUUGGA